GUUAGCCCCACUGUAAGAAAUAGCUUUGUGUGGCGACAUAAAACAGCUACUGUUGUCAUACUUGGGGCAGUUAGCUUCUGCGGUGUUGUGUGAUGGGCUGAGCCUGUUUAAACACCGCAUCGAGCGGCCGGAAAAGGGGACACAUUUUCUACAUCCUAAACAUGCCAGGCAACACACCUGACGGGUCGCACGUUUCGUGAGUCAGUGCAGUCGCGAACCUGCGAACCUGGAGGGGUAUUCUCCCGCCGUUACCACGCGGAGACGACGACAAAAUGCGAUAUGCCACAGCUCCUCCUCCACCACCAGCGCCGCCACCGCCGGCACUGCCAGGAAACCUGGCUCCUAAAACCCCUCCCAAACCGCACCCUCAGCCUGCUGCAAUACCUUUUAACGGGUACCCUCCCAUCCAAGAGACGUUUCCUUCACCAGAGACUCUACCUGAUGCUCAGGGUGAAGAAGCUCCUCCACUUUUCCAAGUGCAAAAUGGCUCCCUAUCUCAGUCGCCAGAAGGACAAGAAGACGUUCCCUCUGAGAGUGAAGAGAAAUGCCAUCCAGUGCAGGAAACUGACCCUGCACCACAGGCACUUAAUGGUCCACAGGUAACAGAGCAGCAGGAUGAACAAGCUACUCACAUGGACCCGGCUGGAGAGGGACAACUGGCCUGAGGCACUAACGUUAACUAAAAACUACUUUUACCAGCACCGGAAAAUGGCGCUCUGAACUUCACCUGAAACAUUGUAACUAGGUGUAAUUGAGAAAGCACAUUGUUUUAUGUUCUGGCUUUGUUUCUUUCGUACAAAUUUCAGCCAUAUAAUGUUAUAGUGCCUUUGAGAAACUUUGAACUGAAAUGAGCUGAAAGAUAGAUAUUUUAGUGACAUAAAAAUAAAAAUCUAAAGUAAGCUUAAUGUAAAUAACAUCCAAAUUCUAAAAUAUUAGGACUGAGUAAAAGCACUUCUAUUGUAUAUAGUUUCCACUAUUUAUUAUUUAAAGGGAAACUUUACACAAAAAGCCCUGUUUCAUCAUCAUUGUUAGUACUACUCAGUGAAAAACGGUCUGCGUUACAAACUCGGGGUGUGGAAUCUGAAAGACGUGGACAUUUGUCGGGCGGGGAUAUCGGCUGAAUUAAGGGAAUUGUGGUUUUGUCUUGGAGCUAUACCUACACUACUUGAAGUCAGGAUUUCUCGGCCACUGCCGUUUCAAAUUUAACCAUUCUGUUUUAAUCUGUCUCUCAUGAGUUCCCCAAUUCUAUGGAAUUAUAUGCAAUACUAAAUCGUGGAGUUACCCUGUUAUUUACAGUAUAUACUCUAAGGUUAUAGUACUUAAAUCCCAAGUAACAUCGCUUGGGAUUAUUGAUGUCGUUUUGUUGUUUAUUGUAUUGCACAUUUUGACCGAAUUUUUUUUUUUUUUUUGACUUUCCAAAAUGUUUCCAUAAAUUAAACUCC
Messenger RNA from Xiphias gladius (swordfish), 1442 nucleotides. RefSeq names its product branchpoint-bridging protein-like. The transcript has 4 exons. The coding region runs from base 273 to 665 and encodes 130 amino acids. Lineage: Eukaryota; Metazoa; Chordata; Actinopteri; Istiophoriformes; Xiphiidae. The record is from RefSeq and is a predicted model, not a curated record.